UUUAUAAAAAAUAUUAAUCAUCUCUUGACAUCGCCAAAGCGAUAUUUAGUUUAGUUAACUUUAGUUAGCUUAGCUUUUGACACUCAUUAUAAUAAGACUGAUUCAGUUGUUCUUAGAAAUUUGUCUCCUUGUAAGCGUCAAAGCAGACUUUUCGUAAUAAUUUGGACUAUUGUUAUAAUUUUAUUUAUUAAUUUGGACAAAUUAAUUGUUAACGGUAUUUAGUUGCAUCGAUAAAAUAUUAAUAUAAUGACACUAAAAUACAAAUAAAAACUUUUAUUAAAAUUGACAAAUGUCUAAAAAUCACUUGACACGGUGGCCAUUGUCUACGUAGAGUAACUAACUGUGCGGUACGCUGCAACUUGCACAACAUCUGAACAAGUCGUUCAAAAGGUUAUACUUUUUAAUAAACAUUUUCGAGAUCAGAUAACAGUGUCGCACCGAAAAUGCACUCCAACUCGUGCCACCACAAAGUGUGCCUCUCGGGACACUCGCUAAUCUGAUAACGGACACCAGUGCUUUCGGUCCAGGGUCAGUGCUUCAUCACUGGUCAGUGUCGACUGCAACAGCAACUGUGUGCAUAGUCGAGAACAAUUCUUGGGUCUCCGUAAUAAAUAAUGAAGUUUUAAGUUUAUUAAAUUUGCACUUUAAUCCGUUCGUUGCUUACGACCAGGAAGUCAUAAAAGAGUAACUACAUAAUUGUUAAAUACAUUUGAUACAGUUAUAAUCAAAAUGGUUCAGUUUUCUGAAUUCAAUACGCAUUUUCUAAACAAAUAUAUACGCUUACUUUUAUACCAUGUUAUCGUGGCUUAAUAAAUUGAAAGACGAUACAGAAUCUGAAAAGAGCGAUGAAACACCAGCAGAUAAUUACUUAUUUGUGGCAUUAAUUGACGUAGUAUUCACAGAUGGCUCAAAGAGGACAUGCACGGGGACCAUUAUUCACGAUAACGUCGUUAUCACCGCCGCACACUGCUUCUCAAUAGAUGAUAGCAUGCAACCAGAGUUGACCGCGUCAUUUGUCGUGAUAGGUACAAAGAAAAUGUUUGAAACUGGCUACGAACAGUACUUACCCAUUGAAAGAAUUAUAACCCAUCCAAAAUAUAUAGGUUGGACGGCGGACCUUGCUUUAGUAUUUACAUUUGCUGGUAUGAUGUCCGAUAAACCUGGUCGGGUUGUACGAUUAGCUAGUGAAAAAACAAAUACAGAUUCUGAAGUCACUGUUUUUAGUUGGGGACAAUGUAAGGAUGACAAGGGUUGGGGGACGGAUCGCCCUGAAACUGUAACUAAAACUGAAACGCCUUACGAAGCGUCUUUGUCCGAUGAUGAGAAAUUGGAUGACGUGAACAAUCAGAAAGAAACUGAGAAAAAACAUAAAGUAACUUCAAUUAAUGAAGACGAUCAAUAUAUGGAUGCAAAAAGCUCGCGACAUUUACCAAAAUAUUCUCAAGAUCAUAAUAUUGGACUUAGACAGCAGAAGAAAAAACGAAAAUUUAGCAUAAAAAAACGAAAACCACGAAAGAAAGAAGUACCAAUAACUGUAGCGCGAGCAUUUACAACAAGAAUAACAUUACAUAAAAGUGUUUCAUCUGUUGAAGAAAAUCGUAAUCGACAUCGUAAACAAACUUAUAACAAUGUACCAGAAUUUGAGAGCAAGGAAUAUCAAAUUAGUAGAGAAAAGCAAACUCGUAAUCGACAUCGUAAACAAACUUAUAACAAUGUACCAGAAUUUGAGAGCAAGGAAUAUCAAAUUAGUAGAGAAAAGCAAACUCGUAAUCGACAUCGUAAACAAACUUAUAACAAUGUACCAGAAUUUGAGAGCAAGGAAUAUCAAAUUAGUAGAGAAAAGCAAACUAAAUAUCCCUACAAUGCUUAUAAAAAGUCAGCCGUUGCCGAUAAAAGGAUGCAUCGUCGAAGGGCUUAUAGCAUGAAAUAUUACUACAGAGAUAAUUGGCAUAGAAAAAUGGGUGAUCAAAAAAAUAAAUUAACAGUUGAUGUUUUCUCAUUCGUAAACACGCAAACGUGUAAUAAACUAGUUGAAAAGUCGAUGCCGUCUAUUUACAAAAUAAAAAAUCAUAACCAAGUCCUCUGCUAUUCAAGUGAAGACCACUAUAUAGAUGAGGAAGAUUCAGGAGCACCAGCAAUGCGACAAGGCCGCCUAGUCGCAGUCACGGUAGGAGGAAUUGACCUUGAUGGAGCCCGAGUAGCAAUUGGAAUGAGGAUAAUAUGUUUUUGUUCGUGGAUAGCUGAAAAUCUACCAAAGGGCGGUAACCGAAUUCAGUGUUGUAAGAAUUGCUGUGAAGUAAAAGAUAAUGAACAUCGAGAAAUGAAAGAUAAUCUUAGAUAUGUAUAUAGAAUGAAACCUCGGGAAUCAAAACCUAUAGCGUACUUCCGGUUGACAUAG
This is a messenger RNA of Nymphalis io (European peacock), 2398 nucleotides long. RefSeq lists its product as uncharacterized. The coding region runs from base 794 to 2398 and encodes 534 amino acids. The transcript has 16 exons. Gene Ontology annotation, biological process: proteolysis. The record is from RefSeq and is a predicted model, not a curated record. Lineage: Eukaryota; Metazoa; Arthropoda; Insecta; Lepidoptera; Nymphalidae. Gene Ontology annotation, molecular function: serine-type endopeptidase activity.